ACAAUUCCCGUGUUCCGAUUCCGACGUGAUUCGCUUUUUUAGAAUGCAAUACAUUUUGCACUACAAAAUAAAUAAAGAGUAAAACAAUUCACAAUGAAUUUUGGUGGCACGUUAAGGUUAAACAAAUUCGCCUGUUUCACGUUAAUUUUCAUUCUGUUCCUCAUAGUUUACUGGCGAUCGGGCAAUAAUGCUUAUCCCGCUGACAAAUCCGACUUGGUAAACAUUAAAUCUUUGUUAAAAGCUGCUAUUUACGCGGCGGAGAGGGGAGGAAAGAAGGUCGCGGAGGGUAAAAACCAUGAACUGAACGUUAAAAGUAAAGGUAAGACGAUAGAAGGGGCCAACGAUCCCGUCACUGAUGCCGACUACGCUUCGCACUGUGCGAUGUUUUACAGCCUCAAGAACACGUUUCCCAAGUUAAGUAUAAUAUCGGAGGAGCAUUCGAAGGAUGACCCGAGUUGUCAGAAACAGGAGAAGAUAGACAUUGAGUCCACGCCCUCAGAACAUAAAAUAAUUGACCAAAUGAAUGAUGAGCAUGUGUUCAUAAAAGAUGUAACGAUAUGGAUCGAUCCGUUGGACGCCACGCAAGAGUACACAGAGGGUCUCUACAAGUAUGUGACAACAAUGGUGUGUGUGGCCAUCAAUGGAGUGCCAAUAGUAGGGGUGAUACAUUACCCCUUCACCACUCAGACUCACUGGGGCUGGGAGACUAAAAGGACUUCCACCAACAUACCCAAUGUACAGCAUAUAGCAGAAAACAAAAACCACCCUAGAGUAGUGGUGUCCCGUUCUCACCCAGGGAAAGUCGCUGACAUUGCUAAAGCAGCAUUUGGCUCUAAAACUACAGUAACUCCAGCAGCCGGUGCCGGAGACAAGGUCAUGGGAGUUGUCAAUGGCGAGUUUGACGUUUAUUUACAUGCCACAGCAAUUAAGAAAUGGGAUUUAUGUGCUGGCAAUGCACUAAUUAAAGCUGUCAAUGGUAAAAUGACCACAACGAAAGGUAAAGCGAUAGAUUAUUCAUCGACCAGUGAUGUCAAAGUUACGGAUGGUAUACUUGUGACUAGGUACGACCAUGAUUACUAUUUGAGUAAGUUGCCAAAUGCAUUAUCUACUUAAUGUGUCUGUAAAAAUAUUGUAUUUAUAGCCAGUGUAACAAAAUUUUUCUAUUUAUUUUGAUUAUGUGAUAUUUUGACCCCUUUACAGGUUAAAAUAUUUCUGCAAACCCCAAGCCAUAGACUAAAAGUUAGUAAUUUAAAAACACUCCCUUCAUUAUUCUCUGUAACAGUAUCUUGCCUGUUUUCAAUAAUUGUCAGUGUAUCACAGAAUAAGGUUUCAUGACUCUUAAAUUGAAAUACACUGUUAAAGAUAUCUUGAGUCCUCACCUCAAUAACAAAGGUGUGGAGUUUGUCAUUAGGGGGAGCAAGAGUGGUGUGAGGAAAAACAUGUGCUAGUCAGUGGCGAGCACUUCAUAGAUGCAAAAACGCACUGCAAAAACGCAACGCAUGAGGACUCAAUACAAACCUACUUGUAUGUUGGACCACAAAAUACAUAGUGGGACAAGGACCCUUAUGCUCACCGCUGAUCUCAGUGUCUCAGGAGAUGAGCUUACUCACGAAAGAUAGUCUGGCAUAUUCCUGUAUUGGGCAUUGGAGUCCUCAUUUAUGUGGUAUUCCAUAGUAAAUUUAUUAUUCCAUUGCUGCAAAUGUUGCAUAGUCUAUUUGUUUAUUGUGCUUGCAACAUGUCUAUGAAUACACAAACAAAACUUUACCUCAACAUAAAUUGACUUACAAUUAAAGACAAGUUCAAUUACAUUCAUAGACACUAGACAAGCACAAAAUGUUUUAUUUAUUUAUAUUUUUUUAGCAUAUUAAUUUAUGAAAAUCCUAUUGAUGUAUGUAUUUAUUAUGAAGUAAUUGUAAAUAUAGAUAUCUAUAAACUUUUAAAUACAUAAUUUAAUAUUUAUAUAUGUAACUAUUGUUGUAAAGUAGUGAACAUAUUAUUUAGAACUCAGACUAAUUACCUUCUACAGGACCUGCCUCGCUAGAGGUAACCCAUCUGUCACAACAAUUUGAUCAUGAUCAAACUUGUUCAUACAAAUUUAGUAUAAAGAAUUGAUGUUUUGUUGUGUUUAAAAUUUAUAGUUGUGUGUACUGGAAAGACACAAUAUAUUUAUUGGUGUUAAAUAUUUUCAAUGUGCAAGUUUACUUUUGUUGGUGAAUUUGAGUGUGAUGCAAUUUGAGUCCAAUAGAAGGUAAUUUGUCUGAGGUUUAAACAAAAUUGAGACAUUUGAUGGGUUUAUGGGUUCCUUGUUAGAAAUUCUCAGUAGCAUUAUGGUGUUGUGAAGUUUGUUUCAGCCGUGUUUUGUAUUUAAUUAUUAUGGGAAACACCUACGAUAAUUUUAAGAUCAUUAUGUUACAUGUUCCUCGAUUACAGGUGGUAUUAACAUUCAUUAUUUAUGUUACUGUGGAGGGGUGGUAUCAGUGUUUGUUUAAAUAAGAGGGCAUUUGAUGACUAGAGCUCAGUUGUUUGUUAGGCAGCGUAGACACCGUCACGCUGCCAGUCGCGUUAGUGAUUUUGUGCAAUAAUUUUUUGUGUUGUAAUUAUUGGUUAUCAUAAAUGGUUUAGUGUGGGCAUUUCGGGCAGGGAAGGCCAUUGGUUAUGGAUUCUAAAAGGAUCCUUUAAAUCUACUCCCAAGGUCACAAGUCCUGGGACCUGCUCGAGGUGUUUCCUCUACCACAAAAUAAUGGAACAAUCGCUGUCGCUGCUACCCGUCAUGUCACAAUAACAAAAAUUUCUACAGGAAUAUUAUAAAGAGGAAUAGAUAUUUUUUUGGUCUGAAACCAAUUUAAAAAAUUUCAAGCGACUCUAUCCCCGUAAAAUAUGCUAUACUUUACUGUCGAACUCCUAAGCGAUCAGAAAGUACGCAGGUAAAACGGCGGGACAUUCGCUAGUCUAUAGUAACUACUAGUAAUAUUAUAAAGGGGAAAGAUUUGAUUGUUUCUUUGUUUGCAUUGAAUAGGCUCUGAAAUUCUGAAUUCUGAAACUAUUGAACCUUUGAAUAAUUCGUUCACUGAUGGGCAGCUUCACUAUUCCCGAGUGCUAUCAUAGGCUAUAUUUUAUCCCCGUAUUCUUAUAGGCACGGGAAUCACGCGGGUGAAACCGCGCGGCGUCUGCUAGUGUUGUAUAUAAAGGCUGUGUAUAAUAAAAACUGUAAUUUUAAAGGUAUUUUUACUAUAGAUAAACCGCUCAAUUGAGUCUUCUCCCCUGCAGUACAGGCAUAGCUGGGCAUAGUUAAUCAAAUAGUUAACUUCGUUAAUCGUUAAUCCGCAUACAUUCUGGAAGAAUUAACGCAAGUUAACGUUAAUCGUUAAUCCGUUAAUAUGACUGUGUAAUAUUACAUUUUUAUAUCAUUGUGUGAGAUCAUCAUUGGAAAAAUAAGGAUGAGCACUGGGGAAAAGUGCCAUAAUUUGUUUUUUGUUGAUUUUAUCUAUAUUUAACAUAAAUAUAGUAAUUUCAUUCAUCAUUUCUUGCUUGUCUGAACCUGUUUUCCGCGUCGCGCGGUAAAUAGUAGGCAUUGAAUUAACGAUUAACGGACUUCUGCAUAUUAACGGAAGUUAACGUGUCCGUUAACAUUUUUAUAAGUUAACUUAAAAGUUAAUCCGUUAAUCAAAUUGUUAACUUCGUUAAUUAACGAUUAAUUUAUUAACGAGUUAAUGCCCAGCUAUGAGUACAGGGGUGUAGGGUGAGGGUGGGGUGAGCUGCAAAAACUUGUGACUAUCAACAAGUGAAUGCAGAAUGCUCCUGCCGAAAUUACUGAUUAAAAAUUGCACUGAUUUCGUUAAGAUGGAAGUUAGAAAAAUAGAUAUUUUGAAAUCUCAUGUAACUGCACUGAUUUCUGAUAUUUACACUAAUAUUAUACAGAGGAAAUAUUUGUAUUAUUGUAUGUAACGAGUAAACUACUGGGUCUAUUUUUUUGACUCUUGCACCCCUGUAAUGCGCGCCCGAACACUCAUUUAUGUGGUUUGUCUAUAAAAUUUAAUAUUAUUGAAUUAUUAAUGAUUUCGUAUACUAUCAUUUUAUUUUGAUGAAAUUUUGAUUAGUUAGAAGUUUUGAUGAUUGUUAUUUUUGAAAUCUCCAUACAAUGUUAAUGACUAAUAUGUAUUUAUAAGACAGAAAAUAUUUUUAAUCUUAAGUAAUUUAUAAUAUCUUAUAUAAGUAAUUUAUAAUAGAAAACUGUUGUUAAUUUAUUGAAUAAAUAGAAAUAAUUAAAUUAA
Bicyclus anynana (squinting bush brown) is the source of this 4271-nucleotide messenger RNA. RefSeq names its product putative inositol monophosphatase 3. Lineage: Eukaryota; Metazoa; Arthropoda; Insecta; Lepidoptera; Nymphalidae. The coding region runs from base 94 to 1113 and encodes 339 amino acids. Gene Ontology annotation, cellular component: endomembrane system. The record is from RefSeq and is a predicted model, not a curated record. The transcript has 3 exons. Gene Ontology annotation, molecular function: 3'-nucleotidase activity.